AUGAGCAACUGCCACAUGAGCCUCCUUGACGCACGUUAGUAGGAUGAUUAUAUCGCGCAGACAGUGCUACCCAUUCAACUCGUCCUUCGGUGACCGACACCGGCGAUGAAUGCCAAGCGGUUUCAUGAGCCCGUCUCCCGGGCGCAAUUUGGCGUCGAGUCCGGCGAAAUAGAGACAAAAAUCACCCCCUGGGCGGGCUCGCUGAUUAUGUAGUAUUGCCAUUGGUUCCUGAAAAAGUUCGCUGCUUAUCGGGCAUGAGAGGUGGUUUUUUUCAAACAAAAGCCCGCGUUCCUUUGACCGGCGACACUUACGUCUUAUAUAAAAGGUGGGCUGCCUCUCAUCAUCACUCCUUGUACGUCCUCUUCUAUACAGUGCUGAGCACCUCGUGCAAAACAUCGUAUACUUCACCAAUUUAUUCUCUCGGAAAGCAUGUCUGAGAAACCCAUCGAAUCCCCGCCUGCAGCGACCACACGCUCCCCAUCCCUCGAUCCCACAUUACACUCUUCUACCGAUGCUGAACUGGGUGUCAUCGCCAUGGCGGCUGGGAAACCACCGGUUCCAAUCGAUGGAGAGGCUUCCGAUGAUGAUGCUCACCAUGUUCAUCCUCUGGCUCAACUGGGAGCAGUGAGGAAGAACUUUCUCCUGUUCAUCUUUGCCGUUGCAACCUUUGUCGAUGUGUGCAACGUCUCCGGAGUCGCCAUUGCCGUUGCACAAAUCGGCAUGGACACCGGUCUGCACAUCUCACAAUUGGUCUGGAUCAUUACAGCCUACUCCCUCUCAUUCUCCGCUUUCCUCCUGUUCGCAGGACGACUGAGUGACUUGUUUCCCGCUUCCGUCAUCUUUGAAGCUGGUUUCGCCAUCCUCGGUAUAUUUUCACUCGUCACCUCCUUUGUCACCAGCGACAAGUAUGGAUUCUUGGUCCUUCGAGGCCUUGGCGGUGUAUCUGGAGCCAUGACCAUCCCUUCAGCUUACCACCUCCUGGUUCACAUGUUCCCAGAACCAAAUCAACAGCAACAGAAGUUGGGCAUGUUGGGCUUGGCAGGUGCAUCGGGAAACGUGUUGGGUCUGGUCCUGGCUGGAUUGUGCAUGUUGGCGAGCUACAAAUGGUUCUUCAGGCUCAUGGCUAUCAUCUGUAUCAGCUUCUCCGCCAUGACUAUCUUUCUCUUGCCUUACACCGGCUCAUCGUACGCCCAGGGCAAAGACUCAACCCCACGAUGGAAGCGGAUGGAUGUCAUUGGAGUCUUGAUUCUCGAGGGAGCUUUGAUCUGCUUCAUCCUCGCCUUGACUCAAGGACCGAUCGAUGGAUGGAACAGUGCCAGCUUCAUCGCCCCAUUCAUCCUUGCUUUCCCUCUUGGUGUUGGAUUUUUCUUCUGGGAGAGCCGAAUCCCACCCAAGUCUGCUGUCCUGCCCAGCUCGGUCUGGAAGAUCACCAACGUCAUCAUCAGUUCACUCGCUGUCCUGUUUCCCUUUGCUUUCUGGGCAACAUCUCAACUACAGUAUGCCACAUUCUGGCAAGAAGUACUGCAUUGGAGCCCUAUUCAUGUCGCCGCUGCCAUGCUUCCACAAGGUAUCAUCGGAUUGAUCAUCGGUGGAUUGGCUCAGCCGAUCCCCGGUAUCAUCAACAGACCUAGAAUCUCGUUGCCCAUCGGCGCAGUGUUAAUCAUCAUCGCUGAGAUCCUCCAAGUGUACUCGGAUGGAGGGCGUGGGAUGAACUAUUGGAGAUACUGUUUUCCCGCGUUCAUCAUCGGUUCAGCUGGUGCCAUGAUCACCUACUUCGCUUCGGCGAUCAACUUGAUCUCGUACUGCCCUCCAAGCAGGGCGGGCGUGGCUGGGGCAUGGUGUCAAGUCUUAGCUCAGGUCGGCGGAGCCAUCUGCCUCGCCGUUCAGGCGGGUUUGCAAACUGACGACUUGGCCGACUGGAAGAAGUCCUCAGGCCGUGCCUACUGGUUCAUGGUCGCCUGGGUGGCUGUCCUCUCGCUCCAGUACCUCAUUCUAUACAGGAAGCCUGCUUCCGUCGCCGAAGAACAUGAACGAGCGAUGCAGAGAAUCAGAGAUGCCGGCAAGGAAUGAAAGAGAAUGGCAAGAGAGUGUUCUGAACGUCAACCAUGUCAUAUCACGUCCCAUAGAGCUCUAUAAUCCCUGUGCAUGUGUAUCAUCUUGCUGACACA
This is a messenger RNA of Kockovaella imperatae, 2168 nucleotides long. RefSeq names its product major facilitator superfamily domain-containing protein. Gene Ontology annotation, biological process: transmembrane transport. Bases 430 to 2070 code for a protein of 546 amino acids. The record is from RefSeq and is a predicted model, not a curated record. The transcript has 11 exons. Lineage: Eukaryota; Fungi; Basidiomycota; Tremellomycetes; Tremellales; Cuniculitremaceae. Gene Ontology annotation, cellular component: membrane. Gene Ontology annotation, molecular function: transmembrane transporter activity.